Apus apus (common swift) is the source of this 1920-nucleotide messenger RNA. It is a transcript of the gene SMCO3, whose product is annotated as single-pass membrane protein with coiled-coil domains 3. The coding region runs from base 347 to 1024 and encodes 225 amino acids. NCBI's taxonomy places the organism in Eukaryota, Metazoa, Chordata, Aves, Apodiformes, Apodidae. The record is from RefSeq and is a predicted model, not a curated record. The transcript has 3 exons.
UUUGGAACAAUUGGGAACUAGCAUAAAAUAAACUGAAACCUGUUAAAAUUGGAAGGAAUGGGAAAGGAGAAAGAAAAUGAGAUGAAUCUGGGUAAACGUCACACAGUAGAAUUAAUUAGCAGGCAGGCAUCAGGACCCUGCUGAAGUCCAGCCUCUGGAUCCCUAACUCAUCACAUGCUGCUGGAAACCACCAGAGAAACACAGAGGAAGGAGCAUGUAGUCACUGUCCCAUACACAUUUCAGCUGAUUGCAGGAGCCCUCAGACAAAAAUCAGCCUGAAGAAAAAGGAAGAUGUGUUGAAGAGUUGAUUCUCUUGACAGAGCUACAAGCAGCCUAUUUCUGAAGAAUGGCACUGAGUGACCUCCUUUACCCAGACAACCCCAAGAGACGGCAAGAACUGAUCCAUCUGCACCAGGAAUUGCUUGAUUGCAUGUCCACAAAUUUCCAUGCAACAAAUGAGCUGGCUAGAGUGCUGAAUGAACACCUGGGCUGUACCAUUACCUACAUUCAGAUGAGAAGGAACAGCACUGUCAAGGAGAACUGUGACAUUAUCAUUCAAGCAAUGAGUGAGAUUCAGCAUCAGGUACAGAAGAUUGACAGCGACAUGAAGGAAAAGCUGGAGCCUGUGCUGUACCAGAAGCUGUAUGACAUCAAAGAGCCGGAGUUGGAGAAAAUUGCAAUAGCCCAAAAAGUUUUUUCCAUUGUUCUUGGAGAAGUGACCUCAACAGCAGGGAUGGUAGCUAUCAAACUGCUUGGCUCCAAUCUUAUAACUCUCACUGUGAGCAAGCUCGUCAGUCUCCUUGCGCAGAUCGGGGCAUCUGUUCUUGGAGGAAUCAGCAUCACCAUCCUCGGGCUCGGCAUUGAAAUGAUCCUCCAUGCCAUUCUGGGAGCCGUGGAGAGAAACCAGCUUCUGACAGCUGUGACAAGCUAUGAGAAGCAUCUGGCUGAGUUCAAAGAAGCCUCAGAAAAGUACCAGCAUGCCAUACGCGAAGUGACUUCUUUGGUGAGGCAGCAGGUUCAGUGAAUGAAGUCUAAGUUCUCCCUCCUGCUUUGACAUGGACUGCAGCAGCUGUGCCUGCAGAAACCUUUUAGAUUCAUCAUGGUCAAUUAAUUACUGAUGGCUUUUUUUUCUUAUGAGUGGCAGUGGAGCAAGAGAUGUGACAAAUCAGGGAAUCAGCACUGAGAUAUACUAAUAGGGAACUGGCUUACAGGUGCUUCUGGGAGGCAAUGCUUCAAAUACUUUGCACCUUUUCUUUAGCUGUUUUCUGGAAUGCAUUGUAGAUAACCUUGAACUGUACUAGUGAAAAUAAUAUUAAUUGCUGGCACAGCAGUGGUGAGAAGGUGUGAUUUUUCUCUUACUCCGUUUCUGUAUCAAAGACAACAACAUGAUGGGAGAAAACAAUUUCAAUGAAAACAGUCCAUGUCAGCAUCUGGAGGGCUCAUCAGGAGAGCUGUGGUUGCACAGGUGUUAAGGUGCAUUAGUGAUAAAUCGGAUAGGCUGAAUUCCCUGCUCAUGUAAGUGCUUAAAAGGAGUAGCUGAAGCAUAUUUAACUGCUGUUUCUUGGUCCAUCCCCGCCUAAGGAGCCAGUCAGAGAUCUUUAAGUAAACACUAAUCCUAGUAGAUUAGCAUGUAAGAAAAACACGAAUUUACAGGCAAACACAACCUUGCCCCACAGCUGAGUUUCCACUGGCUGCAGUGUUCCAGCCAUGCCCGGCUGUCAAUACCCUCUUAUAUUCAGUAGUCCCUGCUCCUGCCAACCCACAGCUAAUUAUUUCUGUGCACAGUUGCUGCUUUAUUGAUGGAAAGGGGAUUAUACACGCAUGAUUACAGCCCUAUUAAUGCAUUAAAUUUAUUUUCAAGUGCUUUACACAGUCCCACCAAUGCUGGAGUACCAAGAGUAUGCGCAGAUUCUGCAUUUC